Capra hircus (goat) is the source of this 708-nucleotide messenger RNA. It is a transcript of the gene CIMIP1, whose product is annotated as chromosome 13 C20orf85 homolog. NCBI's taxonomy places the organism in Eukaryota, Metazoa, Chordata, Mammalia, Artiodactyla, Bovidae. The transcript is spliced from 4 exons. The coding region runs from base 54 to 467 and encodes 137 amino acids. The record is from RefSeq and is a predicted model, not a curated record.
GAGACUCUGAGCCCGAGGCCUGAGCGCGGGGGCGUGCCAAGACCCCAGGCCGCAUGGCGCAGAAACCGAUCAGCACGGCUGCGGCCGAGCGCAUGAACCUCGUGGCCCAGGAUGAGAUCUGGAAAUAUCGCCUGAAGGCUGAAAAUGAAGCACGGCAAAACUGGGCCCAGAACUGGGGAUUCUUAUCAACACCCUUCGAGGAGCUGAUCAAGUGUGAAGAAGAACCAGCCACCCCAAAGCCCAAAAUCGAGCUUCCUGAGCGGUUCCGCAUCCGGCCAGUGACCCCAGUGGAGAACUACAUCAAGGUGCUGCCCUCCCCCCCAGUCCCAAAGACAACGCAGGGCUUCAUCGGCUGGCGGUCCGGGGUGCCGGGCCUGAACAAGUGUCUGGAGCAUGACGAUGAGAUCAGAAGCUGCAAAGGGGCGUAUGCCAAGGAGCUAAACUGGCCGAAACAAGGCAUACACUGAGUCCAGAUGGAAACCCUGGCCCCUGGGGCAAGGAAGGGCAGACCGCCAGCCCCAGUGCCCGUGCCCAGGAAAGGACAAGCUCCAGGCCUCCCCCUGAGAAUGGAGGCUCCCCCCAACACGUGUUCAUGGGAUGUUGUUGAAAAGAACACCAAACAGCCUUUAGACGUUUUCAUCAGUUCUUCCUUUCUGGAACAUUCUUGUAAUGCAUUCAUUCCUGGCUAAUGCAAUGAAUAAGGCAAAA